AUGUACAAGCUUGUUUUUUGUUUCUUUUCAGCAUUCAGCAUGGCUUCUCCAGCUCUACUCAUGCGUGUGGUCGCCUCUGCAUAUUGUGUUGCGGAAAAAGCUGCAACAAUUGUCAGAAAUGUAAUGGCUGCAGGAGAUCUGGGGAUAGUGGAGAAGACUGGAGCCAAUGACUUGCAGACCAAAGCUGACCGACUGGCACAAAUGAGCAUUUGUGCUUCCCUGGCACGGAAGUUUCCCAAGGUGACAAUCAUAGGAGAAGAAGAACUGUCCACUGAUGAGGUAACUGAGGAAUUAAUUGAAGAUGGUCACUGUGAAGAAAUAUUGAAGAGUACUUGUCCUUCUCAGUACAUAGGAAUUAAAGAGGAAGAGCUUGUGAUAUGGGUUGAUCCUUUGGAUGGAACCAAGGAGUAUACUGAAGGUCUCCUUGACCAUGUAACGGUUCUUAUUGGAAUUGCUUAUGGAGGCAAAGCAAUAGCAGGAGUUAUUAACCAGCCAUAUUACAACUAUCAGGCAGGAGCUGAUGCUGUGUUGGGCAGGACAAUCUGGGGAGUCCUGGGCAUAGGUGCCUUUGGAUUUCACCUCACAGAAGCACCUGCUGGGAAACACAUUGUCAUUACCACCCGUUCUCACAGCAGUACCCUGGUAAAUGACUGCAUCAGUGCCUUGAACCCAGACAGUGUCAUCAGAGUUGGAGGAGCAGGAAACAAGAUCAUUCAACUUAUAGAAGGCAAGGCAUCUGCUUAUGUAUUUGCCAGUCCUGGAUGCAAGAAAUGGGAUACAUGUGCACCUGAAGCUAUUCUGCAUGCUGUGGGAGGCAAGAUAACUGAUAUCCAUGGAAAUUCAUUUCAGUAUAACAAGGAAGUAAAACACAUGAAUUCAGCUGGGGUCCUUGCCACUUUGAGAAAUUAUGACUAUUAUGCCAGUCGUAUUCCUCACACCGUCAAACAAUCGCUUGUGCCUUAAAGCAGUGAAGCACCUUCACUUGGCCUGGAAGGCUGAGAAAGUGAGCUUGGAGAAAAAAAAAAAGACAGAGGAUAACUGAGUGUGAAAUUUUGUUUUAUAAAAUCUGAACUGAAUUCUUACAUUAAGGUGUUCAAUAAUUUCAAAAUUACAUACAGAAUCUCUAGGUAUAUGCUGGAUCAGAUUGUUUUGCUGUGUUUAGCAGACAACAUCAAAACAGUCAUAUUUCUUCAGCAGUGGUUUUCCAUAUUCUUUGGGAGUAUUCAUUCCUCAUAAGUGUGCUUAAAAUACCUCUAAUCAUAACACUGAAGUCCAAAAAUCAUCUUAUUCAGGGCACAAAAUCAUGUUAAGUCAUUUACUUGAUCUUGCUCAAUGUGUUUUUGCUGUAUGUACUCAACGAGGGUUUAUUGUGUGAAAUACAAAUGGACUAAGAAUUUGCCUGGAUGGAUUAGCCCAUUUAUUAUAAAGUUGACAGUUUUGAUUCUU
Molecule: messenger RNA, 1446 nt
Organism: Tauraco erythrolophus (red-crested turaco)
Lineage: Eukaryota; Metazoa; Chordata; Aves; Musophagiformes; Musophagidae
Source: RefSeq, a predicted model, not a curated record